UUCUCUACUCAUAUCGGAAUAACACCCGAACAGUGAAAAUGAGUGGCAGAGGAAAAGGAGGUAAAGGACUGGGAAAAGGAGGCGCCAAGCGUCACCGCAAAGUCCUCCGGGACAACAUCCAGGGCAUCACCAAACCCGCUAUCCGCCGUCUGGCUCGUCGUGGUGGAGUCAAGCGCAUCUCCGGUCUGAUCUACGAGGAGACCCGCGGUGUGCUGAAGGUUUUCCUGGAGAACGUCAUCCGUGAUGCCGUCACCUACACCGAACACGCCAAAAGGAAGACCGUGACCGCCAUGGAUGUGGUGUAUGCUCUGAAGAGACAGGGCCGCACUCUGUACGGAUUCGGAGGUUAAACGUCCCAUACGACUACCAACAAACCAAAGGUCCUUUUAAGGACCACCCACUUAAAUGUA
Sphaeramia orbicularis (orbiculate cardinalfish) is the source of this 410-nucleotide messenger RNA. RefSeq names its product histone H4. Gene Ontology annotation, molecular function: DNA binding; protein heterodimerization activity; structural constituent of chromatin. Gene Ontology annotation, cellular component: nucleosome. Lineage: Eukaryota; Metazoa; Chordata; Actinopteri; Kurtiformes; Apogonidae. Bases 39 to 350 code for a protein of 103 amino acids. The record is from RefSeq and is a predicted model, not a curated record. The transcript has a single exon.